CUUAAAAACCUCUUCCAUCGCAAUGUCUGCUAAAGAAAUAGGUGAUAAUCGACCAAACCAAGAAAUGACAGAGAUUAAAGAGUUACUUAAAGUACUCGUUCAAUCUCAAGACCAACAAGCAGAAGCUCAAGCACAACAAGCAAAUACUCAAAAUCAAAUGCUAGAGGUAUUAAGAAGAAUUGACAUUGCUAGUAAUAAACAAACAGAAGCAGAUACUGUCAAAAACAUUAGUGAUGAUUCUGAAGAGAUCACAAAGGAACCUGGUGGUGAUGGCACUGAUGGGAAAGAAAAUCAGCCACCAAAAGUCGAGGAAGUAAUUCGCAAAGCGGAAUAUUACCCCGAUAGAAAUGACUUAUUGCAUGCUGGUGACUGCGAAAAGACGAUCGAGUUUCUUAAAAACAAUCCUGAAGUUGUCAACCAAGGAGUAACACAUAGAUCACAUACAGUAUUACAUAUAGCUAUAUUCGAUAAGAGAGGAAUGAAGCUUAUUGAGGAAAUUGUGAAACUUAUGUCACCAGAAUUUCUCGAAUACAGAGCUGGGGUAUAUAAUUACACAGCACUUCACUACGCUGCCCAGGAUGGAAAUUUCGAAGCUGUUGUAUUAUUGAUAACUAAGAAUCCGAGGUUGCCUCUGCUACGUGAUAAAAGAGGAUUUACACCACUCGAUAUAGCUCUUCAAAAUGUUUCAAUUUACCAGAAGGAGGUAGUUGAGUAUCUUUACUCUGUAACUAAAGACGUGGUAGACGAGAAUCCAUUCUCGGGGGUUGAGGGUGCUUCUACUUUAUGCGAAUUAAUUCAGGCCUAUUUCUACGAUAUAGCACUCUGCCUAGUCAUGAAGUUUCCCACACUGGCUACGACGAAAUCAAAUAGAUUUGGUAUGUGCGGAUUGGAGAUGAUGGUUCGGAGGCCCUUUGCAUUCCAAAGUGGCGCUAAGCUGACAUGGUGGCACAACCUCAUUUAUUCGUUAAUUCAAGUGGAUAUGAAAACUACAUGUAUCCAAUCAGUGGAACCAGCCGAAUGCACCAUUAGAGACGAAGAGAACCCUGCGCCAGAAAACUUAGAUGCCAACAAAAUACAAGAAAGCUCAAAAGUCCCCUCAUCAACUACUUAUAAAGGACACAUCAUGCCUUAUCUAACACGCGCGAUUGGCAUCGAACAUCUAUAUAAACAGAAGCUGGUGCACCAACAAGCAAAUGCAUUGAUUAAGCAAAUAAUAGUAGAUAUCUGCAAGUCCACUACAUUAUUAAACUUUUUGAGGAAAAACCCAAACAUCAUGAAGAAAGCUAUAAAGCAUGGGAUCAUAGAAUUCGUAGCGGAGUGUCUGGAAAAGAAUAAUAAUCUCAUUUUUUAUAAGAUACCAGUAGAAAACAUGUUACAGAUGGCUAUUACAGAACGGAAGGAAAUCAUAGUCACAUUCAUAUGUAAAACCGCUGACAAACUUGGAGAUAAGAAUUAUCUAGUUUCUAAAAGAGAUGCGGACAACAAUACCAUUUUGCAUCAUGCUGCCAAGCUAGCGCCUUUAGCUCAACUCAGUCUAGUCUCAGGUGCAGCGCUCCAAAUGCAACGAGAAAUGCAAUGGUAUAAGGGGAUAAAAAGUAUCUUACGUGAAAGUGAUCGGUACACGAGAAAUGAAAAUGGAGAUACAGCUAAAUUUAUAUUUACCGAGGCACACAAGGAUUUAGUGAAAGAGGGACGAGAUUGGUUGAAAGAUACAUCUGGAUCGUGCAUGAUAGUUGGUGCCUUAAUCGCAACUGUGGCAUUUGCAGCUGCUUUCACUGUGCCAGGAGGUAACAUCAGUGAAAGUAACAACGCUAUGAACGGCACCCCAAUUUUUUUGGGACAGUCCUCAUUCACUGUGUUUGCAGUGUCAGACGCCUUAGCUCUAUUUUCUUCAAUCACAUCCGUGCUCAUGUUCUUAGCAAUAUAUACUUCGAGAUUUGCCGAAGGAGAUUUUCUAAAGUCUCUACCACAAAAGUUAAUAUUCGGUCUUGCAACUCUCUUUAUAUCUAUGGUGGCUAUUUUGGUAGCUUUCGGCGCAUCACUGCUUAUAGUCGUUGGAAGCAGAUUUGGGCAGGCCUUAAUUCCAAUAACCUUGUUUGGUUGUUGUCCAUUGGCCCUCUUUGCAUGGUUGCAAUUGCCAUUGUUUGUUGAAAUGGUUCGUACUACAUAUUGCGGUGGUCUCUUUAAGAAACAUGCAUUUGUCGAUAUUUCCUCUCAGUACAAAUCGAGGAUAAAGAAAAAGAAAAAUUAACAACAAAAAGAAGGAGGAUACGUUGAUGAACCGACCUAGAAAAAGGUAAUCGAAUGGUUCUGUGUGACAGUAACUCUAUGUAAGUUACUAAUAAGUAAUAAGAGUAUAAAUCCUUAAAGUGUCGCAUAUUUUAUUCAUUUUUAUUAAUUGAAAUGUGUAACAGAGGAAACAAAUUAUUGUGCAUCUGUCAAUGAUAUACAUCCGGCGGGCUCAACCCCGCCGGUUGUACCGCAAGAAAGAAAUUGGUAGUCCCCUUGUGACCGGGUGAAUUUGUAGGUGGUGGGUUUAGUACGAGUCUCACUCCUUGUUUCUUGUGGUACAAUCCGUGGGGUUGAGCCUGUUGGAUGUAAAUCAUUUUCGU
Papaver somniferum (opium poppy) is the source of this 2612-nucleotide messenger RNA. RefSeq lists its product as uncharacterized. Bases 23 to 2251 code for a protein of 742 amino acids. NCBI's taxonomy places the organism in Eukaryota, Viridiplantae, Streptophyta, Magnoliopsida, Ranunculales, Papaveraceae. The record is from RefSeq and is a predicted model, not a curated record. Gene Ontology annotation, molecular function: protein binding. The transcript is spliced from 7 exons.